Sitodiplosis mosellana (orange wheat blossom midge) is the source of this 994-nucleotide messenger RNA. RefSeq lists its product as uncharacterized. The transcript has 4 exons. The record is from RefSeq and is a predicted model, not a curated record. Lineage: Eukaryota; Metazoa; Arthropoda; Insecta; Diptera; Cecidomyiidae. Bases 119 to 868 code for a protein of 249 amino acids.
UUUUUUACCUGGCCGAAUCAAUCGAGCGCGGCAUGCAAUUCAAACAAUCACUCAGUUUCAAUUUUGAUUGCUUUCAGUUCAGAUUGAGUCUUGUAGCAAAUAUUUUCGCGCAAUAAAAAUGACACGGUUAUUCUCAAAAAGUGCUCUAGUUCUAGCUACAUUCUUGUAUUUUAAUGGCGUUUAUCCAAGUGUUCAGGCAAAUGUUAGCCCAAAAGUGGAUUUUGUCGAAGAUAACAACAGUGAGCAUGUUCCGCCCAAAAUACAGGGCGUUCGAGUUAUCGUUGAUGCCACCAAAAUGAAUGGUGGUAAAAUGGACGACAAAACCGAAACGAUUCGUAUUCAAACGGACGGAGCAAAGCAAACAGUAGGUAUUCAUACGGAUAUCACAUUCGAAUUGGAUGAUAAGAAAAAUGGUACAAAGAAAACGGACGGGAAAAAUGCAGAAAGUGAUGAAGAUAUAGACGAUACUGAAGUGCCCGUGUACCGUGGUUCGCAUACUGAAGGUGCCAAUCGAAACAAUUUCAAUCGUCGAUACGAUCCAAAUGACUAUUACCAAGCAAAUUUCCAUGGUACAAACGAUGAUUUUAAAUAUGCUGAUGCUGGUACAUGGGUUCGAUUUUUACCAAUGGCAAAUGGAGGAUGGACCACUGAACGGUAUUCAGAGAGUUUUAUCCCAAAUCAAAAUCGAAGAUUCCCGUCUGGUGGAUUUGUACCGUAUGGUAUUGGACAAAAAUCAUUCAAUCGACCGUGCAUAUGUGAUGAUCGCCCAUAUUGGAGAGACAAUGAUCGACGACAAUACCGAUCGAGUACUCUCAAGCCUCAAGGCACCGACGACAAACUAGAAUAUCCAUUCUCAGAAACCGAUUGAAUAUUCAUAUCCCAUUCUUUCGUAUGAAAAUGAAGAAAGAAUUACAUUUUUUCGUUGUUUUUGUUAAUUUUUCUAACAAAAUGUGUCCAUGACAUCAUUUAAAUAUCCACAAUAAAAUAAAAUGCU